CACUCUUGCAGCUCAGUUUCUCAGAGCUGCAGCCUGCAGCUGAGGCGCGGCAGCCUGCACAUGGGAAAAUGAUGAACAGCAGCAGCAACAGGGGAAGUAGGACCGAGGCUACCCAUCCAGAUGCUCGGCCCCGCAGCCCUGCUCCUCUGAACAUGAACCACUACGCCAAUAAGAAGAGCGCAGCUGAGAGCAUGCUGGAUGUGGCUCUGCUGAUGGCCAAUGCCUCCCAGCUGAAGGCGGUGCUGGAUCAGGGGCCAAACUUCUCCCUUUACACCCCCACCAUCACCCUAAUUAGCAUCUCCCUCUGUCUGCAAGUCACAGUUGGGAUCCUGCUUAUCUUCAUAGUUCGAUGGAAUCUGAAUGAUGAGCAAAAACACUGGAGGCUGAACUUUAUGGAAAACUUAGCCACAGGCCUGGUUUUUAUCAUCGUAGUCGUCAACAUCUUCAUCACAGCCUUUGGAGUCCACCGACCAAACCACAGCGACUGACCAAGAACAAGCAGGGAAGACAGAGGCAGAAAAGCGUUGCUCAGUGCAGCAAAUCCCCAGAGAUGAGACAUCUGAGCUCUCCUCCACAGCUGCACCUCAUGUAACAUCUCUGAUGUGGCCAUUUUCCAUUACAUUAUUUAAGAUGAGUAUCAGAAAAGGAAAUACAUCCAUAAGGGACUCAAAUCUUUCCAGAGCAGUUAAACCAACAACCUUUAAUGUAGCAUUUUAUUAAGAUAACUCCUACUCAUUCAAUCAAUUUCAUUUUCAUUAUUAAUUAAUGAGGGCUGUCUCCUGGUUCUGACUGUCAUUGUAAAAACGCACAAGAACAUAUUCCAUCUUCCUUCAUUCCUAUAUUUCAGUGUGCUGAAUGAGGGAGCAGUGCCCUCUAGUGUAUUUAUUAAUGCUGCUCAAACAAUGAGAUAAAGGCUUGAACAUCAGCUCAUUUCAUGUUGACUGUAUACAGACAAUUGGGUCUGGUAGCAAACUAAACAGUGCCAGUAUCGUACUGCUCAUUACUGUGCAUUUCCCCUUUGUGACUACACCACCAUACAGUAUUUGAAGAUAUUUAAUUGUAUGCAGAUUUCUAAGAACAUCUUUUUGACUUACUUGUCAUAACAGAAUAAAAAUAAUAUGCAACCCAAUGUUACGUU
Molecule: messenger RNA, 1138 nt
Organism: Amphiprion ocellaris (clown anemonefish)
Lineage: Eukaryota; Metazoa; Chordata; Actinopteri; Pomacentridae
Product: ninjurin-1
Exons: 4
Coding region: 69-488 (139 amino acids)
Biological process (GO): cell adhesion; tissue regeneration
Cellular component (GO): membrane
Source: RefSeq, a predicted model, not a curated record